Aspergillus nomiae NRRL 13137 is the source of this 405-nucleotide messenger RNA. Its product is annotated as cytochrome c oxidase assembly protein COX16. NCBI's taxonomy places the organism in Eukaryota, Fungi, Ascomycota, Eurotiomycetes, Eurotiales, Aspergillaceae. The transcript has 2 exons. The record is from RefSeq and is a predicted model, not a curated record. Gene Ontology annotation, cellular component: mitochondrial inner membrane. Gene Ontology annotation, biological process: mitochondrial respiratory chain complex IV assembly. The coding region runs from base 1 to 405 and encodes 134 amino acids.
AUGCCCGUGUUCCAAAGCAAAACGUUUCGUCGUGCAACAACAGCAUCGUCUUCGCUCGGGGAACGGAUCGGCGAGACCUACCGCGCUAGAUUGCCCAAGCAUCCGUUUCUUCUCUUUGGAUUCCCCUUUGUUAUGAUAAUCGUUGCGGGGUCAUUUGCUUUGACCCCUGCUGCUGCCCUGAGAUAUGAACGGUACGACCGCAAGGUGCAGCAAUUAAGCCAAGAGGAAGCAAUGAAUUUAGGGCUGAAAGGGCCAGACGGGGAAGAGGGAAUCAGAAGGAACCCUCGGAGGCGGAUAAUUGGAGAUGAGAGGGAAGAGUACUAUAGGCUCAUGGCAAAAGAUUUGGACAACUGGGAGCAGAAAAGAGUGCAGAGGCUUAAGGGUGAACCCGAUGGGAAACUGUGA